UCGGGCCUGAAAUUUUUAUCAUCUGUACAAAUUAAAUAUUUGAUUCAGUCCCCCUCUUCAAUACACAGUUACACAGUCACACCCAUUUCAACAACCUUCAACGACCCCACCUCUCUCCUCCCAACAUUCAGAUGCCUCCGAAGGGCCGUCCACGGCGCGCUGCCACCCGGAAAAAGCCACCACCGCCAGAAAAUCCCACUAUUUCAACCGAACCCGCCGAAGAAAUACAUGCAGAUAAUCACCAACCACUCACUGAAGCUCCUCUUCCCGACAACGACGUCGUUUUGGCUCCAUCAUUAGAAACCCUAAUCGCCGGAAAACCAGAGCUACCUGAGAAUCAAGCACAAGCGCCGGAAACCGCCGUGAAACCUCAAGACGACACCGUUUUGGGUUCUGAGGAGACUAAGGAUAAGGAUAGUGUUGGGAAGGCGAAGAAGGUGGUGAAGAAGACUGUUAGAAUUGUGAAGAAGGUGAUUAAGAGAGUUCCGAAAAAGGUUGUAAAGUCUGAAAUUGAUUCUAAAAUUGAUCAAAUUGAUAAGGUUGGUGGUAAUGUUGAUUCCAUUUCGAAACCUGAAUUUACAAUUGCAGCUUCUGUUAAUGAAGACGAAUUAAAGUCUGCUGGAAAAGGUGUUCAAUUGAAGGAGGAAAUUAAUGAUUCGAUGUUGAAUAUUCGAGAAGAGGAAUCGAAGUGUGCCAGUAGUAGUGUUCAAUUGAAGGUGGAAAAUCAUGAUUUGAAUUCGAAUUCAACAACUUCUGCUGAGGUUGGUGUUCAAUUAAAGGCCGAAAGUCAUGAUUCCGAUGUUUUAGUUUGUAAGAUGGAGGAGGAUGAGAGUAAGGUGGAGGUUGCUGAGAAGAAGGAUGUUAUAGAAGAAAAUCGAGGCGAGAAUGCAGUAGGAAAAGGAAGUGAAUUGAUGGAAAUUGAGAAUGUUUCGAACAAUGAGGGUAAUGUGGAGGAGAGGGGUGGAGAAUGUGGAAAGGAAAGUGAGGGUUUGGUUAUUGCCGAGGGCGGGAAGGGAGAGGAGGUGGAAGAUGGUCAAGGAGAGGGGAAGUUGUUUAGAGGGGAAUUGGAGGCGAUGGAGCGAAAGAAGAGGCGAAAGACGGAGAUAUUUAUUGGCAGAUUGGAUAAGGAUGUCAAGGAGGAAGAUAUCAGGAAGGUUUUUGCAGAGGUUGGUGAAAUUGUGGACUUGAAGCUGAUUUUGAAUAGUAAGACUGGGAAGAAGUUUGCGUUUCUGCGGUAUGCGUCCGCAGAGGAGGCCAAAAGAGCGUUAGAUAAGUUUGCCAAAGUCGAGAUUUGUGGCAAGGAGUGUGGUGCAACCCCUGUCGAGGGCAAUGAUACAAUUUUUCUUGGUAACAUUGACAAGAAAUGGAAGUAUGAAGAUGUUGUCAGUUUGUUGAACAGGAUUGGUAUUGGAAACAUAGAUAAGGUCACAGUUAUGGUGGAUUCGAAUAACAGCGAAUGUAAUCGUGGGUUUGCAUUUGUUGAAUUUUUAACCAUCAAUGAUGCUCAGCUUGCUUAUACGAAGCUUCAAGAGAAAGAUGUUUUUGGGAAAAAUAAAAAAUUAAAGAUUGCUUGGGCUGAACCUUUGAAGGAGCUUGAUGAAGAAGAAAUGCUAAAGGUCAAAACAGUAUAUGCGGAAUUUAUACCUUCCUCUUGGGAUGAAAUGAAAUUGAGAGAUACUUUUAAGAAGUUUGGGGAGAUAGAUGAUAUCGUUCUUGCUCGGAAUCUAAAAACAACCAAGAGGAAGGACUUUGCAUUUAUCAGUUUUAAAACUCGUGAAGCUGCUAUCAAAUGCAUUGAAUCUUUUGGUCAUGACUUAAGCAGCAAAGUCGAAAGCAAGGUAAGUGUGAAAGUCUCCCUUGCUAAACCAAAGCCAAAGGUAAAUCAAAGACCAAUUGCAAAACCUUUUGCCAAGGAGGUCCCCAAAACAAUGCCAAAAGCCAGUCACAGUAAAGUUAGGCCAAGUGAGCCUUUAAACUGGACACAUCGUACGGUACCUCGUCAUGGUAUUCAAGUUCCUGAUAUGUCUUCUACAAAUGUUGAGUUGGUCCAGUUAUUGAGGGAGCAAGCUUCAUGGAGAUCACCACAUGCGAGCCUAAGCAACAGACCCAUGGAUAUGCGCUACUCUAACCCCUUAUCUGGGAGGAAGCGCCAAUAUUCUGAUAUGGAAACUGAUCCGCUGCAUGGAAUCUCAAACAGAUAUCCUCACUACCAUUUGGAUGCUCCUUAUUCUGUUGCAAGUUCUAGUCAAAAUAUAAUGCCUUCUAAUGGUCUUACAAACCCUAUGACCUAUCAUCAACGGCAUGGUGGGUACACUUCUGGAUCACUUUAUGGAGCCAGAAAUUAUGCAAACAAUGUUGAGAUCAGGGAUAAAGCGCAUGAACACAGUUUCCCAUAUCGACGAUAUUGACUGUUGGAGGACUGAAGAGAAAAGCAACUUGGUAGUGAACUUGUGAUGCUACAAGCUGAUAUGGAGUGGUAUCAAAAAUGGUGAGCCACCAAUUAGUGUGAUUCUAAAUCGGUAAUUAUAUUUCGUUUUCUUUCCUUGUAAUUUCUAUAAUUAGGUUGUUAGAUUUAGAACCCGCCUUUUCUUCUACUAGUUUUUAUGUUUUUGUCUUCUUUGUUCAAUGUGCAUGGAUUGUUCAUAGUCUCCAUACUAUAUUGCUUUGAAACAAUCCAUCCUAGCUUUUCCAUAAGAUGUUAAACUCAGUCUCAAGUUUUUUAUCCAAGACAUUAUUUAUGGUGUUAUUAUGACAAGUACCUCCACAACUUCGCCUUUAAAGAUUCAAUAACAAAACAAAUUGUUAUCUUAACUUUGCCUUCAAAAUUUCAAUGACAUUAUUUGUGGAAUCUGAAGAUCCAAUCGGUGACCCAAAGCGCAAAAUUGUACUUUAAACUAAGCAUCACAUCUGGCACUAGCCUUCUCUUCAAUUCUUUACUCCUUGCUUUGAUGGCCCAUCUCCAUCUUUCAAGACUCAUCAUGGUAACUGUCAAAUAAUAGCCAACUAAAAUUUGACCAAUUUCUGAUUCAAAUGCUCACACAUUUUUUCACCUACAUGUCAUUGUACUCUUUCUUUACUGUGUAAAUGUAUAUGGUCAUUCUGUGCCAAAAUUGAAGUAAAGAUUUGAGAGACAAAAUAAUUCAUAUUUAUGGAGAAUGUUAUCCUUGCUUCCCUUGCCAGUUUUAAUAGCCAAAAUGGCAAAAAAUAAUCUUAUUUGCAAAAAUAGUUUGGACACUCCCUUAAGAUUUCCGAAAAAUUCUAAACUGAUAACACAAUCCUUUGUGGUUACAACAAAAAAUUUGUGUGUUCAUUCUGUCACACAACAAAAAAUGUGUAAUGUGCCAACAAAAUCUGCAGGGCCCUGAACCCAGAAAAGUUCAUUGAAUAUGUUGGCCUGAUAUAGAAAGUUGAAAUGUAUUUUAGCAACCCUUUUAAAGCAAAUGGAACCUCAUUUUGUAAGUGACUCAGCCUUUGGCGAAUGAUUUGCACAACUACAGUACAGUAAACUGCAUACUUCUUGAGUUCUUGAAGUAUCAUCAUCUGCUCUUAUCCCUUGUGUUCUUCAUUUCAAUUUCCUAUAAGUUGAAUCUGCAAAGAAAGAACAUGUAUCUUUUAAGCCAUAAUUUAUGUAACAGAUUCAUCAGCUCUCAAUUAAGACUGUUACAUCUUUCUUUUUUCUUUUGUUUUUUAUUUUUUUAAUUUUAUUUAUUUAUUUAUUUAUUUAUUUUUAAUUUUUUUAAAGGUAAAUAAUUAUGUUGCCAAACUCGUGAAGUAGUGCACCCUUUUUUCCUUUUCUCUUGUUGGGAGAUUUUCGUAGUUUAGGUAAUUGAGUUUUCUUAGUUGGACCCUAUUCUCUUUACCUUAUUUUUGUUAAACUUUGUUAUUUUUACUGAACUGAAAUUAUUUUUGCUGAAAUGCGAUUAAUUAAAUUGCCUGAAAUUUAUUUACCAAUGAAAACUUAUUUUUACUGAUUCUCAAUUAUGUUUGUUUUUUCAAUUUACCGAUUUUUACUAAUUAAAUUUUUUUACAGAUUAAAAAUUAUUUUUACUGAAAUGAAAUUGUUAGGGCCUUAUAUGUCAAGAUGUGUCUAAAUGGUGUAUUGGUGAUGUAUCAUUCACAAGAAUAUUUUUGGUCCAUGGUGCUCUCUCCCUUUCUACUCUGUAAUACUAUAUCUAGUGGUUAGUGGCGGAAUGCAUUAAUUAAAAAAAAAAAAAAAAGCUUGAUAAUAUAUCCUUCCCUUUUGAGAUUUUCGUUUUAGCAUCAUCUAUGUCUUUUGAGAUUUUUGGAAUAUAAAAUUUAAUGUCCAACUUCGUCUAUAACUUGACUUUAAACCUCAAUAAGUCACGUAGUUACCAUUAGAAAAUGCAGAAAUUAGACGUAAAAUAACGAAGAACUAUGAAAAAUAGACAAAGACUUUUACUUUUUUCGUUUCUUUUUAGUUGCAUCACUUUCCUAAAACGGAAGUUUAAAAUUAGUUACAUCACUUUUCUUUUUAGUUAAUAAAUACUCUUUAUCUCUCCUAUUGCAUGGGUCCAUUUGUUAUUCUCUCUAUUUCUCUCAUCUCUAAAAAUUGUCUAGGAGUCCGUAAUUUGCAAAGUGAUGUAAUUAAAAAAUCACGGAGGAAGUAUUUAGAAAAUCUCCUCUUUGCCAAAGUUAAAAGCCACCAAUUUGCUUUAUUGCUUUAGUUGAUGUGUAUACGAUAACACUAAACUCAAUGUCUAAAGUCUAACAACAUUUUUACUCACAAGGACACACUAACUUUGCCUCAUAAUAGACUUUUGUUAUAGGUUUUAGGAAAUUUUGUCAUAAACCACCUUUAAAAAGUUAUAGACCACCAAUUUUAAAAAAUUUUGUUGCAACUUACUACCAACUGCCGAAAAGUGGAUGUUGACCACUUUCUCCGGCUACGCAUGUGACAUUUUCUCUUUCGAUUUCCCCCUAAUGACAUUUUCUCUUUAGAUUUUCCUUAUUACGAAUCCUAAUUCUCCCCCUAAUGACAUUUUCUCUUUCGAUUUCCCUCUUCUUUUAUGUUUCCCUUCCCUCCCUUGUCAAGUCACUGCCCCUUCUCUUACUUGUGCAAUCAGUGCCACCCUUUUUUCCCUCAUCGAAUCGCUGCUUAGAUAUGGGGUUUUUGAAUGGAAGUGGAUUGGUUUUAUGGUGGUGAGUUGUUCUUGGAUGAUUUUUCGGGAUGAUGGUGGUGGAUAGGUUUAGGUAGCUACGUCGCGAUCGAUUGGGGUGAGUUUUGCUAUUGGGUUGGAUGGGUGGGUUUUGCUACUGGGGCGGGUGAAUGGAUGGGCGACCUGUGGUUGGUGGUUUUGGGUUGUUCGGUGAUGGUGUAUUGGUAUUGGGGUGGUCAGUGGUGGAAUUGGGAUGGUCGGUGGUGUAUUGGGGUGGUUAGUAGAUAAUUAAUUUCCUUAAGUUGGAAAGAAAGAGAAACAGAGGUGGAGUAGAGGAAAAUCGAAAGAGACAAUGAAAGGAAAAGAAGGGGGGGGGGGGAUUAGGGUUCAUUAAGCUAGGUUAACACCGGAAAAAUGGUCUAAAUUCACAUUCCGGCAAUUGGUGGUAUGUUGCAACAAAAUUUAUUGUAGUAAACUUAGAUUAAGAAAUUAUUAUGACGCAUGCAAGAAAGAUCAACAAAGAAAAACAAAAACACAGAUUCACGCGAUUUUAAGGUAUUACAUAUAAUACUCUCAUUGUUCCUUUUAAUUAAUACACUUCCCUUAUAAAGUUCUUAUUUAUUCAACACACUUUGCUUUCUUUCUAUAAAUAGCAUAUGCUUGCUUAUGAUAGAGUGUGCUCAUCUAUAAAGUAAUAACUAAACUCGGUUUCACUAACUAGUAGCAAGGGUAAGAACGGGAUGAACGGUUGAACCCAAGAGAGUUUAAAUACUACUUCCUCCGUUUUUUUUUUUCGUAAUUGCAUGAUUUGUCAUUUCAUGCUUGCCGAUACAAUACUUUGAUCAUUAAUAUAUAUUAUACUUAAGUAAAAAUUACAAGGUUUUGAUUUUUGAAAAGUAGACAUCGAGAUGAAUCUAACGAGAUUACGCAUGACUCUAAUUUUCUAUGGAUAAGUCACAAAAGAGGGUCAAAGGAAGUUUCUAUGCCAAUUACCAAUUUUAAUUGAUUAGAGAUUAGAAAUGAAAAUUACAAUAAUAAGGUCUAAGCCUCUAAGGUCUACAAUUUCGUAUGAGACAUUAACAUGUAGGAGAGGCUCUCCAAGGUGUUGAAGAGAUUGUGACAUGCACUUGGGGAGGUCUCUCCAUUAGGGCUCCAAGCCUCCAACAAUUCUGCAAGGGGAGCACAAUAAUCAUCGACUAAACCUAAAAUCCUCUCUACUGGUGUUAAGAUAGAUCUUCAAAUUUUGAGCUUUCCUGGAUAAUCCACUACCUUUGAUCGUUAGACUUGCAAAAAGGGUGAAGCCAAUUCAAGGGAACCACUAAAACACCAAAAAUAGGUCAAAAUUAUACAAGUCUGAAUAAGACUAGAAUAGUGAAGAUAAACAAGAAAUGGAGGUUAGAACAGAGUAAAAUAAAGGGGAAAAAAUGCUUCAAAAGCAAAGUAAAAAUACCAUAUAAAGUGGAUCAAAACUCCAGUUAUCAAGCUCCCCUUAACUAGCCAUGCUUGUCCACAAGCAAUCAAAGUUUAAGUAACCAAAAGAAGCUUGAUGUAUGGUUCCCUCUAAAGUCAUGCAUGCAAUGAUUCAAAGUUUUUCCAAAACAAGUAAAUAGAGCAUAAACUGGAAGACGAAGAACGAGCAUUUAGCAGACUUACUCCAAACUAGCAAACCUAUGCGAUACUCAACAUGAUUGGUACAAAAUUCAAGCCAUGUCCUCCCCCCUAGCUCAAAUCAUAAGCGUCUAAGUGACAUCACAAUUAAUUGCUUGUGGCUACAAAGUGACAUCACAAGCGUUCAAGUAGGAGCUAGAAAAGGAAUGAGAAUAGAUCAGAAAUCUCAUCACGAACCAUCCUCUCCAUAUGCUUGAAAAGUAACUUUCUCCAUCAAUGAAGACUCAAGGUUAAGUUAUGAUAUUUAGAAUGUGGUGGUCAAAACCUACUCCAUUAAACGAUUAUACAACAAUUUUAUUAUAUUUCAUUUUAUUUUCUUUUCUUUUCUUUUUUAAACACAAUAGUAAGAAAUUAACCAUCUAGCUUCCGUCUUUCAAGAAACAAACCUGAGUGGGAUUACAUUUCCCUCUUUUCUUUUACUUUUGCCUUUUUUUUUCCCCUUUCCUAGUGCUUCCUUCAUUCAUCACCUUUUAGAAAGCAUACUCCAUAUUAGCCUACUAGGGUUAAAACAUCUGAAGGUCAUGGCUUGUAAUGUGGCUAAGAAGGAGAAGGUGGGGUGUCUGUGUUAUAUACUCCUUCCGUUUCCUAAUGUUAGUUUUACUCGUCUCGAUGAGUACUUUAUUAAUACUCCGUUCGUUUUUUUUUUGUAAGGUAGAGUUACUAUUUCCUUCCGUUUUUUUUAUAAGUUAGAGUUCCAUUUUUGAAACUAAUAUAUCUUUACCCACUAAUGUCCUCACCUUUCUUACUUUAUCAUUUCUCACUCCUCUAACGGUCUCCACACUCUCUCACACCACUUUACUUUUCAAUAAAAUAAUAACCUUAUCUACCUCACUAUCAUCUUAUUUUAUUAAAGCUUCUAAAACUUCGUGCAAUCUCAUUUUUAGCCUAUAAAAAAAACGGAGGGAGUAUUUAAUUUUUAUAAUUUUUGCUUGCUAGUAUGAAAUUAAAGAUAUUUGUGAUUAAAGUUUUGCAUCGGUAUACAUAUAUGAGACUAACAUUAGGAAACGGAGGAAGUAGUAUUAUAUCCGCUAUCUCACGGUCAUAUUUGUGUUCUUUGGAGUUAUUUUUACUACUAAUAUGUAUUCUCUAGUGUUUUCGUAGUGUUGGUAUUAUUUUGUAGGAAUCUACGAUUUUCGCGGCAAUUUUUUGAACAAAUAUUGGACCACUACGUAGAUAUUGGAGAUUGGAUCGCAUUUUAAGACCAAUCAAGGUUUGAAACCCGAAUAUCGAACCCGAGAGAAUUUGAAGCCAAGGUCAAGCAAGAGAAAUGGAGCUCAAUGAUUAAGAGCUUGGUUCAUUGAGUGAUGGCUUAGCAUUGCAAGCCCAAGUGAAGAGAGCCGAAAGCCAUGAAUCAAAGAACCGAGGCCUAAAGUCAAGAGCUCAAGAGCCAAGGCCCAAGAAGAAAGUAGCUUAAAGGCAAAGCCUUAGGUUAAGUUGCGCCCCAACCACCAUCAUACUUGGGUGGAUUACUUGUUAAAUUGUGGAUCAUAUUUAAGGGUGAUUUAAUUAUUAUUAUUGAUUGUGGAUUAUUUGCUUGAAUUUAUCGUAGGUUUGCUUGAAUUGUAGUUUGCGAGGGUUGUUGUAACACCGGAUAAUUCUCUUUUCCAAACUUAUUACCUAAAAUAAAAUAAAGGUGAACCAUUGACAUGUCACCAUCAUUGGGGCUAAA
Molecule: messenger RNA, 8454 nt
Organism: Chenopodium quinoa (quinoa)
Lineage: Eukaryota; Viridiplantae; Streptophyta; Magnoliopsida; Caryophyllales; Amaranthaceae
Product: heterogeneous nuclear ribonucleoprotein R-like
Exons: 12
Coding region: 132-2408 (758 amino acids)
Cellular component (GO): nucleus
Molecular function (GO): mRNA binding
Source: RefSeq, a predicted model, not a curated record